Messenger RNA from Lolium rigidum, 2078 nucleotides. Its product is annotated as F-box/LRR-repeat protein 14-like. The transcript is spliced from 2 exons. Lineage: Eukaryota; Viridiplantae; Streptophyta; Magnoliopsida; Poales; Poaceae. Gene Ontology annotation, cellular component: SCF ubiquitin ligase complex. The record is from RefSeq and is a predicted model, not a curated record. Gene Ontology annotation, biological process: SCF-dependent proteasomal ubiquitin-dependent protein catabolic process. Bases 173 to 1678 code for a protein of 501 amino acids. Gene Ontology annotation, molecular function: protein binding.
CUGAAGUGAUCAAGUAAAUGCUCCACGGAAAUGCUUUACCCUCCGCUGCUGCCUAGGGCAUAGGCGACGCGCUCUCCUCCGAAUCUCAGAGAAAACCUCUCUCCGCCGCCACGGAGUAGGCUGAUAGAUCGCCAUCUCCAAGCUCGAGCGGCGGCGCAGCUGAGUUUGUUCAAUGGAGGACCUACCGGAGGCUCUGAUGACAGAGAUUCUAAAGAAGAUCACCAGGACCAGUGAUCUGAACUCUCUUUCCCUUGUGUCAAAGCAGCUCUACAACAUAGAGGGGAAUCAAAGGGGUGCUAUCCGUCUUGGUUCCGGUCUUUGCACUGCUACAGAAUCACUGACAUCAUUGUGCGCCCGGUUCCCAAAUUUGCGGAAAGUGGAAAUCGAUUACUCUGGUUGGAUACCUGGUUGGAUACCUGGACAUGGAAAUCAGUUGGACAGUAAAGGCCUCUUUGUGUUUUCAUCUCACUGUUCCUCUCUGAUUGACCUCACCUUAAGCUUCUGCUCAUACAUCGAUGACUCUGGUCUUGGUUGUUUAGCUUAUUGCAAGACAUUGGUGUCUCUCAGGCUGAUCUCCGCACCACAAAUAACGUCAAUUGGGCUAUUUUCGGUUGCAGUUGGUUGCACGAGUCUAUCUGCUCUCCACCUUAUUGAUUGCGAGAAAAUUGACAGCAUAGAUUGGCUGGAAUACCUUGGUAGGAAUGGAUCGUUGGAAGAGCUUGUAGUGAAGAACUGCGCAGGAAUCAAUCAUCAUGACCUCCUAAAGUUUGGUUCAGGAUGGAUGAAGCUCCAGAAGUUUGAGUUUGACAGAAAAAGAGGAAGAUAUGAUGAUGCUCUUAUAGGUGAUGAGGUCUAUGACUCCUCGUAUGAUGCUCACAACAUGGAUAUAUAUGAUUUCUGCUGUGAGAGUUUGAAGGAUUUAAGGUUGGCGCAUAUUAAAACUUGGCCGGAAAUAGGACUUCGUGUUGUCUUAGGGAAGUGUAAAGCAUUGGAGAACCUUUGCCUUGAGUAUGUGUAUGCCCUAAAUGACAAUGACAUGAUUGCAUUAUCCCGGAGCUGCAGCAACCUUAAAAGCAUCUCACUUUUGCUCACACGUCAGCUCUACUCUAGUGAUGUCAGCUAUUGUGAAACCAGGACGUCAUUUACUGAUAAAAGCCUUUACGCUCUAGCCCUAAACUGUCGUAUGCUUCAGAUCGUAGAACUCAAAUUCACAGCAUGUGCUCCUGAUUGGCCAUCAGAAAUAGGAUUUACACAACAGGGUUUUCUGGUGCUCAUUCAGUCCUGCCCGAUUCGUGUUCUCGUGCUAGAUACUGCCAACUUCUUUGAUGACGAGGGGAUGAAGGCCCUCUCAUCCUCACCACAUCUGGAGACACUCGAGCUUAUAGUGUGUGAAGCGGUAACUGAUGUUGGGAUGCGCUUCAUUGCGCACACCCCAUGCUUGAGUAAUCUCACACUUAGGAUGUGUAACCGUGUGACUGAUGUUGGAGUGGCUGAACUGGGACGUGCACAUAAGUUAGAGUCUUUGGUCAUUGAUUAUUGUCAUGCGAUCUCUCUGCAAGCUGCGCAGGGUGUUGCCAAGUCAGUUCACUACUCCAUGGACCGGUCAGCCGCCCUUUGGAAGAAAAUCGGGUUUGAUGACGACUGGUGGAUGAAGUGGUCACCAAAAUUUUCAGUAUAAGUUGGCUGCUGAAGCCAUUAACUUGUUGAGUGUGCAUAUUGGACAAGGCUGGCAAUCAUCCAACCCAGAUUCACUUCUCUGAACUUGUUAUUGCCUUCUAUCUGUGCUGCAAUGAUUCUCCGACAGUCUAGUGAGUACUCUCUUUACUAGUAGCCACCACGUGUGUACUAUCUACUGUAAUUCUGGUUGCUUAGUUUCUGCCCUCUGUAGCCGUUCUGAAACCCUCAUAAACAGGCCGGCCCGACCGUUUAGUUUUAUUUGUAUUAUUUAAGCAAAUGAACCCAUUUUUAGAAUCGCGGGAGUGAGUUUGAAGUGUGUACUAUCUGCCUGCUACUUUUCGCUUGACAAUUUUGGUAUGGAUCAGUGCAGUAAUGGUCAAUGUCUCACAGGUACCUGUACU